CAUGUCGCCUCCCCCUCCCGCUGCCUAUAUAUUGCCGCCCCUCCGGGCCAUGGCCCCCUCAUGCACAACUUAACUGCACAAGCGCGCCCCCCGUCAACAAGAUCCUCCCUUCUCAUCCAGCUCCCAGUAGUCGGUCGCCUCUGCCGCGAGUACGAGUAGCAGCAGGUUCUUGACGCCGUCGUUCUAAACGCGAUCGAAGGGGUAGCGGUUCUUGUGGCGACGACGGCAGCGGCGGCGGCCAUGGACCCGUGGAUCGGCGGGCAGCCAUCCCUGAGCCUAGACCUCAACGUCGGCCUGCCCACGGCGCACCCGGUGGCGCCGGCGGCCACCAAGGUCCUCGUCGAGGAGAACUUCCUGGCCGUCAGGAAAGACCGAGAGCAGCAGGUCGAGGCGCUGGAGGCGGAGCUCCGGCGAGUGGGCGAGGAGAACAGGCGGCUCAGCGAGAUGCUGCGGGCGGUCGUGGCAAAGUACACCGAGCUGCAGGGCCAGGUCAACGACAUGGUGGCCGCCGGCAACAACCGCCAGUCCUCCACGUCGGAGGGCGGCUCGGCCGCCUCGCCGUCCAGGAAGCGCAUCCGGAGCGACAGCCUCGACACCGCCGGCGGCGGCCACCACCGCAAGCCGUCGCCGCCGUUCGCCAUCCCGGUCCACGACCAGAUGGAGUGCACGUCGGCUGCCGCGGCCGUCUUCCACGAGCCCGGCAGGCGCAUCCGGGAGGAGUGCAAGCCCAAGGUGUCCCGGCGAUACGUCCACGCCGACCCCGCCGACCUCAGCCUCGUGGUGAAAGAUGGGUACCAAUGGCGGAAGUACGGGCAGAAGGUGACCAAGGACAACCCGUGCCCGCGCGCCUACUUUCGGUGCUCCUUCGCGCCGGCGUGCCCGGUGAAGAAGAAGGUGCAGCGCAGCGCGGAGGACAAGACCAUCCUGGUGGCCACGUACGAGGGCGAGCACAACCACGGGCAGCCGCCGCAGCACGAUGGCAAGGGCGCGAAGCCGGCCGCGGCGAGCGAGCCGGUCGUCCGGCCGGCGCCGCUGCCUCUGCAGCAGCAGAAGCAGCCGCCGCAGCAGCAGAGGCACGAAGCCGCUGCUGCGGCGGCGGCGGGGCCGUCGGAGGUCGUGAGGAAGAACCUGGCAGAGCACAUGGCGGCCACGCUGACGAGGGACCCCGGGUUCAAGGCGGCGCUCGCCAGCGCGCUCUCCGGCCGGAUCCUCGAGCUCUCGCCGACCAGGGAUUGAUUAUUAGGACCUGAACCAUCAAUUACGAUUAGUCCGUAGAUAGCGAAUUGAUUCAGAUUCAGACGAUUAGCCGCGAUAGCUCAAAAGAAUUCACGAGGCAAAGUAAAUUCGAGUUGCUGUUGAUUGCUUCUGCGUGCAUCGAUAAGUGGUGCGCCGGCCGCCAUUGCGGUUGCUAAUUCAAGCUUGUGCUCCAUUCAAUAUCUGGAGAUGAAGCGCGGAUUAACCUGGCGCCCUGGCGCUCGGAUUUUGAUGUAUAUUUAAACUUGCUUAUGCAAGGAUCAAUUAUAGUUCUCCCCUCGAAAAAGGGAUCAAUUA
Messenger RNA from Panicum hallii, 1551 nucleotides. RefSeq names its product WRKY transcription factor WRKY28-like. Gene Ontology annotation, molecular function: DNA-binding transcription factor activity; sequence-specific DNA binding. Gene Ontology annotation, biological process: regulation of DNA-templated transcription. Bases 241 to 1236 code for a protein of 331 amino acids. Lineage: Eukaryota; Viridiplantae; Streptophyta; Magnoliopsida; Poales; Poaceae. The record is from RefSeq and is a predicted model, not a curated record. The transcript has 3 exons.